GGGGCCGGUGCGAGGCCUACACCGGUGAUGCGCCGCGAUGCCAGGGCCGGACCAGCCGCCAGCAGGAGCGCAUGGCCCGGGCCGGCUGGAUGCUGGCGACUGCACUCGGCCUGGGCCGGGUGGGUAGCAGGCGGCGCCGGGACCAGGCAAAGGGGUGUCCUUUCUGCAGCGGCGGGGUGGGGGCUGGGGUGCCAGGCACCCCCAGCCUCGGGGCAGCGCCGCCCCCCACCCUCGCCCCUGCACGCGCGGGUCUCCCCUCCUUCCCACCCCAUGCAUCCAGCCCGGCCGGGGAUGGGCGCCGGCCGGGAGGCAGCCGCUGGCCUUGAAUGUCACCCUGAAGAGCUGACAAUUUACUGGUUCGUCAAUGAAAUGAAUGAAUUCCUACUAAAUUAUGACGAUAUAAGGAGGAGAUCCAACGCUAACAUUAUUGCAGUUUGAAAGAUGAUUGGAAGUUUUAUUCUCAUGCAAGUCACGCUGUACUUUGCUUUUACUGAUUCAGCAACUGACAUCUAUGGAGACCAGGCUUCUCUGCAGAAUGUCCAACAAAGAUCGACACAUUGAUUCCAGCUGUUCGUCCUUCAUCAAGACGGAACCCUCGAGCCCAGCCUCCCUGACGGACAGUGUCAACCAGCACAGCCCAGGGGGCUCUUCGGACGCCAGCGGGAGCUACAGCUCCACCAUGAAUGGCCACCAGAACGGACUGGACUCGCCACCACUUUACCCAACAGCACCUCUCCUGGGAGGCAGUGGGCCAGUGCGGAAACUCUACGAUGACUGCCCCAGCACCAUCGUGGAGGACCCGCAGACCAAGUGCGAGUACAUGCUCAACUCCAUGCCCAAGAGACUGUGUUUGGUGUGUGGGGACAUCGCGUCUGGCUACCACUAUGGUGUGGCAUCCUGCGAAGCCUGCAAGGCUUUCUUCAAGCGGACGAUUCAAGGUAACAUCGAGUACAGCUGCCCAGCGACGAACGAAUGUGAAAUCACGAAGCGCAGACGUAAAUCGUGCCAGGCUUGCCGCUUCAUGAAGUGUUUGAAAGUGGGCAUGCUGAAGGAAGGGGUGCGUCUGGACAGAGUACGUGGAGGCCGACAGAAGUACAAGCGUAGAAUAGAUGCAGAGAACAGCCCUUACCUGAACCCUCAGCUGGUCCAGCCAGCCAAAAAGCCAUAUAACAAGAUCGUCUCACAUUUGCUGGUUGCUGAACCCGAGAAGAUCUACGCCAUGCCAGACCCCACAGUCCCUGACAGCGACAUCAAGGCGCUCACCACCCUGUGUGACCUGGCUGACCGGGAGCUGGUGGUCAUCAUUGGCUGGGCCAAGCAUAUUCCAGGCUUCUCCACACUGUCCCUGGCAGAUCAGAUGAGCCUCCUGCAGAGCGCGUGGAUGGAGAUCUUGAUCCUCGGUGUGGUGUACCGGUCUCUGUCAUUUGAAGAUGAACUGGUCUAUGCAGAUGAUUAUAUAAUGGAUGAAGACCAAUCCAAAUUAGCAGGGCUUCUGGACCUCAAUAAUGCUAUCCUGCAGCUGGUAAAGAAAUACAAGAGCAUGAAAUUGGAGAAAGAAGAAUUUGUCACCCUCAAAGCGAUAGCUCUUGCUAAUUCAGAUUCUAUGCACAUAGAAGAUGUGGAAGCUGUUCAGAAGCUCCAGGACGUCUUACACGAGGCCCUGCAAGACUACGAGGCUGGUCAGCACAUGGAAGACCCACGCAGAGCUGGCAAGAUGUUAAUGACCCUGCCUCUGCUGAGGCAGACGUCCACCAAGGCAGUGCAGCACUUCUACAACAUCAAACUGGAAGGCAAGGUCCCCAUGCACAAACUUUUUUUGGAAAUGUUGGAGGCCAAGGUCUGACUAAAAGCCUCCUGGGCCCUCCGAUCCUGCACGCCCGCAAAAAGGGGAAGAAAAUCCAUCCCCGAGCGGGAUGAGGAAGACACGUAGAGUUUAGUUACCAACAUCCGAAAUCCACAGACUGCCCUGAUCUUUAGCAGCAAGAGUAGGAAGCGGUGGCCCCAUCACACUCUGUUCCUGCGGAGUUUCUUUGUCCCCUGUCUCCUCCACGCCUCUGCCUGCUCGCAUCUCUUUCUAUUGCUCCCUGCCCAACUCCUCCCUCCUCAGCCUCAUUACUUCCUCACCAAUAUCUUCUUUUCCUAUUGGCUUAUUUCCUAUUUCUCUUCCUCCCUGCCUGCUUCCUUUCCUUUGCCUGCUUCCUUUCUUCUCAAUUGCCAAUGUAAGAAAAGUUUUCCUUCCUUCUUUCCUUCCUCCAUGCUCCCUGCCUCUUUCCUUCCUCCCUCUGCUGCAGAACUCUUCAAAGAGAUCUCUCCUUGGACAGAGAUGGAAGCCAGCCCUGCCAAAGGAUGAGGAAUCCAUACUAUGGAUGCCAGUGAACUUCUUGUGAACCAGAAUGUCCCCAGUGAAUAAAGGAAUCAAAGAGAGAGGACCGUGGUCCUAAAAGGACAGUGCAAUUGAAGCAAAUUGACAGUGCAGUAUUAGAUUUCAUGGGGCCAGUCUCUAAUUAUCUAACUCAAGCAAAGUCGCCCGGGCUGCUACUCAUCAUUGCUUUUCCAUCUAGAUCAGUUACAGCCAUUUGAUUCCUUAAUUGUUUUCUCAAGUCUUCCAGGUAUUGGUUAGUUUAACUAUGAUGUAACUUUUUCAGGGAAUAGUUUUAAGCUUUAUUCAUUCAUGCAAUACUAAAGAGAAAUAAGAAUACUGCGAUUUUUUUUGCGCGCCGGCUUUGAACACUGAUGAACAAAUAACUCUGAAAGGACACAUGAAUCCUGAAGGAAGAAAUUUUUAAAAUGAACAACCCAGGUUUGGUUUCUUCUUCUUACAAAUGGAGAUUUUUUUGUACCAGCUUUACCACUUUUCAGCCAUUUAUUAACAAUGGGAAUUUAACUUACUCAAGCAAUAGUUGGAGGGAAGGUGUAUAUCAUCUCGGAUGCAAUCUAUGUUGUGUGCCGGUCUGGUCCUAGACAUCCAUUUUCAUGCGCUCCAGUGUACCUAAAUGUUCAUGACACAUGAUGGUCAGCUCAUAUGUGCCCUGACUCAUAGAGGUCGCCCACAUAAGCCCUACAACGAGGAAGCCAGAGCCACCGAGACACCAGGAGGAAAACCCCCUCUUCCAGGGCCAUCAAGGUGGUGAGGAACAAGAUCCCACCUGUGAGCGGAAUGACAGUUCUUGUCCCCAAAAGAGCUGUGAGCCACUUCUACAAAUUUUUGUUUUUUUAGGGCAAUAAGGCAAAAGCCAGAAUUUGGGGCAAAAGCAAAAUAAGUAAAUAAAUAAAUAUGUCUCAUCCAAGACAGCAGAUGCCUGACCAAAUUCUCAAACCUAAUCUCUGAGUUGAUUCAUGUAGGAAUGUUUGUUGAAAUUUAUCCGCAGUUUUAACCAAUCGCUCAGCCAAUAAGUGUGCUUUUCCACCAGUGUGAUCACAGCGAGAAAGUCAGUCAGUUCCAGACUGUCCCUAGGUGUAAUCUAAGGAAGAAAUCAAUUAAAUACCCCCCGAAAUUGACAGUCGCUGAAUAACCAAUAAACAGUAACCUCCAUCCAAUGCUAUACCAAUGGACCAGUGUUAGUAGCUGCCCUCUGUACUAUGUGAAUGGUCUUAUUCUAUGUACACAGAUGUAAUUAAAAUUGUAAUCCUAACAAGCAAAAGAAAUGUAGUUCAGCUUUUCAAUGUUCCAUGUUUGCUGUGCUUUUCUGAAUUUUAUGUUGCAUUCAAAGAUUGUUGUCUUGUUCUUGUGGUGUUUGGAUUCUUGUGGUGUGUGCUUUUAGACACAGGGUAGAAUUAGAGACAAUAUUGGAUGUACAAUUCCUCAGGAGACUACAGUAGUAUAUUCUAUUCUUUACCAGUAAUAAGGUUCUUCCUACUAAUGAUUAAGAGAUCAAAAACUCCAAACAAGUACUCGUAUGAACAGAUACACAUCGAAAUAUCAUAAUAAUAUUUUCAAAACAAGGAAUACUUUCUCUAAUGGUUUAAUAUAGAAUACCAAUGUAUAGCUUAGACAUAAAACUUUGAAUAUUUCAAGAAUAUAGAUAAGUCUAAUUUUUAAAUGCUGUAUAUAUGGCUUUCACUCAACGGAUCUCUCAGAUGUUGUUAUGAACUCUCUCUGUGUUGUUGCAAUACUUUUUGGUGCGGGACACGUUUCCAAAACUACUGCUACUUCGUGUGCUUUUAAACAAAAUACCUUGGGCUGGUGCUUCAUCGGCCUGGCGCUAGGAAUACUGUGUAUCUAUCAUUAGCUAUAUGGGACUAUAUGGGAGUAUGUCGUGAUUGUGGUUUCUCAGUAGAGAAGUGAUUGUAGUGUGAUUCUAGAUAAAUCAUCAUUAGCAAUUCAUUCAGAUGGUCAAUAACUUGAAAUUUAUAGCUGUGAUAGGGGUUCAGAAAUUGGCACAGCCCUUUAAAAAGAACAACAGAAAAAAAAAGACAACUCCUGGGAAAAAAUAAAAGGUGCUGAUUCUCUUAAGAUUAUUUAUAUAUGUAGGUGUUUAAAACAAACAAAAUAAUAAUAAUAAUAAUAAAAAAACCAAAAAGAUUCUUUUCCAGAAAGUUUCUGCAGGGUUUAAGUUGCUACUGAUCAACCGCACUAUACCUAGAGAAUGUCUCUCCAAAGUAGGCAUUGCUUUCACUGUAUCACAUUCAAGUACUUGGGCUUCAGAAAUAAGAACCAACCCACUGAAACCAAGAGAUGGAGAUAGAUGGGAAGAGAAGGAAGUAUGCUUUUUCUUUUUCCAUGUCAGUGACUCUCAGCGUUCCAAAAGACAAACAUCUCCCAACUAGGAAACACAAACAACCAAAACUCAGAGCUAAAAAAAGAACUGCACGGGCUAUAGGGUAAAAUGCUCAUCUCACACCUCGAGGGAGGUAAGUUUUUUUCACCUUUCAAGCAAGACCAUUUACUUAAUGUGAAGUUUUGGAAAGUUGCCAAGGUGUAUGUUUUAGCCAUGUGAUUUUUUUUUUAAUGGUUCAUUUUGCUUCUUUGAGGUUUGUUCUUAUUUAAAGCAAUAUGAUGGUGUGACUCCCUGUGGUUACACUUGUGUUUCAAUCAGAUCAGAUUGUUGUAUUUAUUCCACUAUUUUGCAUUUAAAUGAUAACAUAAAAGAUAUAAAAAAUUUAAAACUGCUAUUUUUCUUAUAGAAGAGAAAAUGGGUGUUGGUGAUUGUAUUUUAAUUAUUUAAGCGUCUCUGUUUACCUGCCUAGGAAAAACAUUUUAUGGCAGUCUUAUGUGCAAAGAUCGUAAAAGGACAAAAAAAAGUUUAAACUGCUUAUAAUAAUCCAGGAGUUGCAUUAUAGCCAGUAGUAAAAAAAAUAAUAAUACUAAUAAUAAUAAAAACAUGUCUAUAGCUGUAGGUGGGUUUCACAUCUGUAAAGCAAUCAACUGUAUAUUUUUGUGAUGUGUACCAUACCGUGUGCUGCCACAGAUAUCAUUUGUGUGAAUUUAUUUAUUUUAUAUUGUAUAUAUUGUUAAAUGCAAAAGGAGAUAUGAUUCUGUAACUCCAAUCAGUUCAGAUGUGUAACUCAAAUUAUUAUACCUUUCAGGAUGAUAGUAGAGGAAUAUUAAACAAGCUUACACUUUU
This is a messenger RNA of Suncus etruscus (white-toothed pygmy shrew), 5564 nucleotides long. It is a transcript of the gene ESRRG, whose product is annotated as estrogen related receptor gamma. The transcript is spliced from 9 exons. The record is from RefSeq and is a predicted model, not a curated record. Bases 512 to 1843 code for a protein of 443 amino acids. Gene Ontology annotation, biological process: retinoic acid receptor signaling pathway; regulation of DNA-templated transcription. Gene Ontology annotation, molecular function: steroid binding; nuclear receptor activity; sequence-specific DNA binding. Gene Ontology annotation, cellular component: nucleus. NCBI's taxonomy places the organism in Eukaryota, Metazoa, Chordata, Mammalia, Eulipotyphla, Soricidae.